Juglans regia (Persian walnut) is the source of this 543-nucleotide messenger RNA. RefSeq lists its product as uncharacterized. The transcript has a single exon. The coding region runs from base 1 to 543 and encodes 180 amino acids. Gene Ontology annotation, molecular function: RNA-DNA hybrid ribonuclease activity; nucleic acid binding. Lineage: Eukaryota; Viridiplantae; Streptophyta; Magnoliopsida; Fagales; Juglandaceae. The record is from RefSeq and is a predicted model, not a curated record.
AUGGCCACUGUUAUGCAAAUUUCUGUAGGAGAAACACAAGAGGACUUUGCUGAUUUUAUUCUAAUGGCAUGGGGUUUUUGGUUUAGGAGGAACAAAAUGAUCCAUGAACUUGUUAAUCUUCCACCCAUGCAAGUUAUGGAUUUUUUUUUCUCAAAAAAGGGUAUGCAGUCAGCUGGUCUGCAGAUACAAGGUCCCUCCAAGUCUGUGAUUUACAGGUGGUCCCCUCCCCCAACUAAUUGGUUCAAGCUAAACUGUGAUGGUGCUUUGUUCUUUAACCAUAAUAAAACUGGUAUCGGGGCUAUUCUUAGAGAUUCUCAUGGAUUUGUUUUGAUGGCUCUUAGUAGAGGGGAAGAGGAAUUUUUGGAACCAGAAAUUGUAGAGGCCACAGCUGUGUUGAGGGGAUUGCAAUUCUGUCUAAACAUUGGAAUCCAAAAACUUGAGAUUGAAAGUGAUUGCAAACACUUGGUUGAGGAGGUCAACAAUGAAGCAGCUUCUUAUACAUCUAUAAGAACAAUUAUUACUGAAAUUAGAAGACUAAUGUAG